Emericellopsis atlantica is the source of this 705-nucleotide messenger RNA. Its product is annotated as peroxisomal biogenesis factor 11. The record is from RefSeq and is a predicted model, not a curated record. The transcript has 2 exons. Gene Ontology annotation, cellular component: peroxisomal membrane. Lineage: Eukaryota; Fungi; Ascomycota; Sordariomycetes; Hypocreales; Bionectriaceae. Bases 1 to 705 code for a protein of 234 amino acids. Gene Ontology annotation, biological process: peroxisome fission; regulation of peroxisome size.
AUGGUUGCCGACGCGCUCGUCUACCACCCUUCGGUGGCGCACUACCUCAAGUUCCUCUCCACGACGCUCGGGCGCGACAAGCUCCUCCGGACGAUCCAGUACUUUGCUCGCUUCUACGCGUGGUACCUCCUCCGCACCAACGCCACGCCGGCCGCCAUCGCGCCAUGGACCGCCACCAAGAAGCAGUUUGGCCUCGUCCGCAAGUUCCUCCGCAUCGGCAAGAACAUUGAGCACCUCAAGGCCGCCGCCACCGCGACCGACGCCAAGAGCAUGGACCCCGUCCUGCGCUACACCACCGUGGGACGGCAGCUGGGCUAUGCCGGCUACCUGACCUUUGACGCCGGUACCGUCCUGGAUGCGGCCGGUAUCCGCAAGUGGGAGGGCGCAAAGAGGCUGCAGACUGAGGCAUAUCGGUUCUGGGCCAUGGGUCUGACCUUUAGCGUUGUCGCCCAGGUCUAUACGCUCUGGAAACUGAAGCAGCGCGAAGCCAAGGUGGACAAGAAGGACGGCGAAGGCGUCGUCGAGAGCAAGCGCAUCACAGUCGAACGCGCCGUGAGCAAGAUGCAGCUCACUUCGGAUCUUUGCGAUCUGACCGUUCCUCUUUCCGCCCUUGCCUGGGUCAACUUUGACGACGGUGUCGUCGGUCUCGCCGGUACCGUCAGCAGUUUGAUUGGCGUCUACAACCAAUGGAAGAAGACGGCCUAA